CUUUGAAGGUAGUGACAGUAGACGUCCGGACUGCGCCAGGGAAGGAUCUAUGCGCUGCGCCGAAAUAUGACGCCUGUUACUUCUAGUUGUUUGUAGGGGGCCUUCGACUCGACAGGAAGGUUAUUUUAUUAUCUUGAGCUGUCUGUCUCGACCAAGAGCCACAAUGUCGGCGGCGAGCACGAACUCAAAGCUUGACGAAAAGAGCUACAUUUUGGAGGGACAACGGGGAAGUUUGGAUGGCUCCCCCGAUUCAAUGGAGGCAGACACCAAGCAGUUGGUCCAAUCUACCUCCGACGAUGAGCUGGCGCGAAGCGGUCUCCUGUCUGCCAGCUUCAACUAUAUAAAUUCCAUCAUCGGCAGUGGAGUAAUAGGAAUUCCCUAUGCUCUGCACCAGGCAGGAUUUGGACUUGGAUUACUCUUACUCAUUCUAGUUGCUGUAGUUACUGAUUACUCUCUGAUACUGAUGGUGCGCAGUGGGCAUUUAAGUGGUGCUUAUUCAUACCAAGGCAUUACCGAAGCAGCUUUUGGCAGAGGAGGUUUUAUUCUUUUGUCAUUUUUGCAAUUUUGCUACCCUUUCAUUGCUAUGGUCAGCUACAAUGUAGUAGUUGGAGAUACGGUAACUAAGGUGUUCAUGAGGCUUUUCCACUUGGAGAGUACUUCCAUAAUGGCACAGCGAUGGAUGGUCAUUGGUCUUGCAACAAUUUUCCUCACAAUACCUCUUUGUUUAUACCGUGAUAUUGUGAAAUUGGCCAAGAUAUCAUUCUUGUCUCUCCUCUUUGUUUGCCUCAUUUUAAUCACCAUUUUAAUACGAUUAUUUACAUUAAGGGAUUCUGUACCGUCUACACCUGAUGCCUUUAGAUUUGCUAACUGGGAUAUUAUACCAGCCAUAGGAAUUAUGUCAUUUGCAUUUAUGUGCCAUCACAACACAUUUCUCAUAUACGGAUCCAUUGAGAACGCAUCUCAGAAGAAAUGGGAUAGGGUGACUCAUGCCUCACUUUUUGCAUCUUUUGUUGUCUCAGCAAUGUUUGGAAUUGCUGGUUAUGCCACUUUCACAGGACUUUCACAAGGAGAUUUGCUUGAAAAUUAUUGUUGGGAUGAUGACCUUAUGAAUGUCUCUCGUCUAAUGUUCAGUGGAACAAUUCUCUUGACAUAUCCUAUUGAAUGUCUUGUCACACGAGAAGUAGUCAUUACCACCUUCUUUCCUAGAGACAAGGAAAUGGGCAAUGAGCAAGCUGCAUGGUAUCGGCAUAUAGCCAUAACAUUGGCAAUUGUGACUGUUACUUAUUUCUUAUCUAUGUCAACAGAUUGCUUGGGAGUUGUUCUUGAACUAAAUGGAGUUUUAGCUGCUGUUCCACUUGCAUUUGUUCUCCCAGCUAUAUGCUACUUGAAACUUGAACAAGGAUCAAUUUUCUCUAGGCAGAAACUUCCAGCCGUUGGUCUUGCUCUGUUUGGACUCAUUGUAGCAGGAGUUGGUCUAGCCAUCCUGGUCAUGAACUUUUCAGAUUUGGACACUUGUAGUCAUGGCAAAGGUUUAGACUAUUGUUUCAAGAAUAAAAGUUCUGCUAUUCUUCCCAAUAUGGUAGCAGACUAAACUCGGCAUCUAAUUAUCUGUAGAAAUUGUCAGUUUGCUCUCUUUAUCACACAUAUUAGAUGCACCAUCGCUAACUGUACAUUUAACUUUUUCUCAUAAGAAAGAAGUUUUUGAAUGGUGUUUGGUUUUUGAAGGAAGAUGCUGUGAUGUGACACUACUUGAGUGGGACGACUAGUCGCUAAACUUUAAGAUACUUACAUUUUAUGACUUGAUGUAAACUUUUCAACUUUAUUCAGCACAAUUUAAAAAUGGCCUUUGUUUCAAAAACAUCAGUUUCUGAAUCAAAAUCUGUCCGUAUUACAUAUGUAUAAUUUAUAAUAUAUCAAUAAGUAAGAAUUUGUAUACUGAUUGUGAUUAUUUUAAAGGUUGCUAUUGUGAUAUCUUUCAACUUUUGGUUAAUUUUUUGCCUGAUUCUUCCUUCCAUUUUCAAUUAUUGCAUGAUUUAUAAUCCGCUUAUGCUAAGCAGGCCAAAGCAAGUAAGAUGGUUUGUCAGACUUCUAUGCUAAUCGUGCAUUUCCUUUAUUUGACUGACAGUAUUCACUGUUGUUUUUCUAUUGAGGAUGCUGAAUGGAGUACCUUUAAAGAUGUUCAAAGAGAGUUGGGGAAGAAGAAAGCUUUUACAAGUGGAAGUUUAUGUGCCAUAAUUUAUCUUGAGAGUUAUUUUUGAACAUAUGCUUUGAGCACUCUCCUUUAUGAUGUAAUGCGUACAAUCUAUCUUGGGAAUAUCUCUAGUACUGCUACUAGAAGACAUGUGCAUUUCUUUGAUUACUAGGAAAUUUCUGUCUUAGUUUGAAGAAAAUCUUUAUUUUCUUUAAAGUGCCUGUGAUGUCAAUCUGUUAUGCCAAAGACAAAUUUAUUUGAUUAGGCAAAAAUUCAACAAUUAUUUGGAGGUGGUGAAUUUAUUAGUUAUCAAUAUUGAUUGUGUUUAACACCCACAACUAUCAAAUGGAUAACUGCCGAGAAAGUAGCAACAAAAAUUAGCCUUUAUGUGGUAAAAUAGACAUGAUGUGUCAUAAGAAGAGUUUUUUCAACCAUUUAAAUGAUGAUUUAGUAUGGAUAUGAUACAUUAUUUCAUGUCUUUUUCAUGUCUUACGUCUUUUAUUCUGAUUAGGUUCAUCAUCCAAAAUAGUCUUAUACUCUGUGAUAUUUUUAUUUAAUUAUUCAUUGUUUGAUGUACCCCGCUGUGCUCUUCUAAUUUACAGCUACAUACGCUAGAUUUACAGUAGGUCUAAUGGGUCAACUAAGCAAUUGUAAGAUGUUUUCAGAAGAAUACACCUCCAUUUUGCUAGCACACUUAUGAAUUAUUAGGACGUUAAAACUAUGUGUAAAAACAUUUCCAACAUGGCUUCAAAUGUUUGAAUCUCCAUAGUAAAUAUGUUAUUAUUAUUUACCAUUGUAGUGAGAUUCAUGCCAUUCAAUCAAUGAAAUACACUCACAAAUCACAAAUAAAUAAAGCUGCAUACCCUUUUCUUGA
Molecule: messenger RNA, 3065 nt
Organism: Frankliniella occidentalis (western flower thrips)
Lineage: Eukaryota; Metazoa; Arthropoda; Insecta; Thysanoptera; Thripidae
Product: putative sodium-coupled neutral amino acid transporter 11
Exons: 9
Coding region: 164-1591 (475 amino acids)
Biological process (GO): amino acid transmembrane transport
Molecular function (GO): amino acid transmembrane transporter activity
Source: RefSeq, a predicted model, not a curated record